Messenger RNA from Diprion similis, 4977 nucleotides. RefSeq names its product protein virilizer (gene vir). Gene Ontology annotation, molecular function: RNA binding. Bases 317 to 4789 code for a protein of 1490 amino acids. The record is from RefSeq and is a predicted model, not a curated record. The transcript is spliced from 5 exons. NCBI's taxonomy places the organism in Eukaryota, Metazoa, Arthropoda, Insecta, Hymenoptera, Diprionidae. Gene Ontology annotation, cellular component: RNA N6-methyladenosine methyltransferase complex.
CAUAUGGUGGUGUCGGUGGUGUCGGCGUUAGAAAGAUAUUUCAAACAUUUUUACCCGUAGAUUUUUAUAUGAAUUAUAGUUAUUUUUACCCCUCAUCUGUUUUCACAUAUUUCAAGAUCACUAACUUACCCAGACCUGUCGUACUUUCUCAACCGCAACCGACCGUAUAUUCCAAUCGUUCCACGAAAUUGUCGAUUUUGAAAUGUUGAGUGCUACGGUUAUUGAAUUCAAUUAUUUUUGGAUUAUAGUCUGCAAUUAUAUCACCGCAAGUCAUACGCUAUGAGACCAGCACACGUACAGUUUUAACACGGUAAAAAUGGAAAACGUGGAGUUAUUAUUUUUCGACACAUUUUCGCACGAUAUCUCCGAGGAACUUAAUUUGGACCUUGUGCAAUUUCCUAAGCCCGUGUUCAUUAGUGAGGUUCGGAUAAUACCUCUAGGAGCUCGUGUUCAGGCAGACUUUCCAGGAGGCGUCCGGCUAGGAGCAACUAAUCCCUCACAGUUUGAAAUAGAAUUUUUUGUAAAUGAUUUGAGUAAACCUGGAGCUUCUACCUUCGAGUCACUGGGAGGUUUAGAAUACAAACAAAACGUUCACAUUCAGCUGGAAUGUGAACGCAAACAAAUACCCACUGAUGGACUUGUCUUACGCGGGUGGUAUACAACCAUUACUUUGGCUGUCUACGGUACUCUCACAAAAAGCCUGAGUAAUCCCCCGGAAAUACCUACUCCAGCUGCCAACUCAACAGUAUGCGUUAGCGGAUCGGAAGAAACCCCAGAAUGCGCAGCUCAGAUACCUGAACAGUCAGCUGAAUGGUAUUAUGAAAAUCCACAGCCUGCAAAUUCCACGGAAACCUGUGUCGCAGCCACGCCAUCCCCACCUGUACAGCCAAUACAAACAGUUGAUCCGUCAAGGAAUGUAGUUCCAGAACCUGUGGCAACUGUUGCAGCAGAACAGUGGGAAGAACAUCCUGGAAAUGCCUUGAUAAAAAUGGGCAAACGGCCUUCUUCUCCCCCUUCAGAAUCUUUAGUUUCACUAAGUCCAGAAUCAAUUUCUGCAGAAGAAGAAGAUGGAGAUAGAGAUGGAAUCGAAAUAGGAACUGUAGAGCCCUUUGAACCAAUCCUCAGUGAUGAAGAUAUAAUGGCUGAUGAUGCCCCACCAAGUGUAGAUUAUGAAUGUGACAUUACACAAGUACUUAAUCAGUAUUCUCUAACACCGCCGGAUCUACUGGAACUAAACAAGCCUGUGCUACCUACAGGCAAAAAAAAUUCUGAUGACGGUGCUACCCUUGAUCGGCAUCAGAAAAUGUUGUGUGCCAUCACAAAAUCUGUGUCCAAUUUCGCCAAUGCUUCUGGGCAAGAGAAAGAGACAUUUGUACACAAUUGUGAAACAAUGUGUUCAAUGUUAAACAAUAUGGAUCUGGGCAAGGAUGAUUUAAAGGAUUUUACAAAAGUUGUUGAUGCAGGACUUGAUAUGGAUUUAGCUCGCAGCCAUCCUCAACCUGCGUAUAAGGUUCGCCAUAUAAAAGUUGGCGUUCGAUUAGCUGAAGCAUUAUGCAAAAUUCCUCAUGGGCCAGCAGUAUUAUUGGAUGUGAAAGCUCCGUCUCGAUUACUACAUCUUUGUAUGCAAGAGAAUGUUGCACUUCCUGUGAAAUUGUCAGCACUAAGAGCGCUGGAUGCAGCUUUAAUAAGCCCCGAAAUUGUUGCGGAAUUUUCAACUCCAAACAGUAACUUGUACAAGCUCGCAUUGGAAAUGCUAGACACAGCAAAGCUAGCUCGACUGAAGUAUGCUCUGAGCUCAUUAUUGAGGAAAGUACAUGUAUAUGAGUUACUUGCUGAAACGACUGAACUCACAGAACCCGCUGUGUCCGAAUUAACAAAUGCAUACAUGUUUGCUCCAACACUUAUGUCCCAACCAAAACGACAAUUGCCAGCAAGCGCACGAAUAGAAUUUGAACGCGAGCCGGGUGCACAUAGCCAUUUGAUAGCGUAUUUCUCACACCACAAACUUAUGCAUCGAGUUCUUUUGGCUCUUAUUUCUUCUAAAUCUAAUGUCUGUCUGAUAAAAGCUGUUCGCCACUUUCUCUUAUGUCUCGCCGAAACCACUGAAGGUCUAUUAUAUCUUUUAGAUGUCCCCGAAAUUACAAAGAUGAUUUUGAGAGCUUUACACUACGAUCGUCCUGGGCUUGGUUGUCUCCUUGCUUGGCGACUUCAGGUUGUUCAGUGCUUGAUUUCUCUGCAGAGUAAUGACUGGACAUAUUUAAAAAAAUUACAUUCAUUCUUGGCUUAUCCUGAAGGUCUACGUGCAAUCAUUACAGUUGUACCUAUGGACAAAUUCAUAGAAAUUCUGUUGCCUCAUUUGUCAGAUGUUGCUCUAGGAGAAUUUGCGGCAGAAAUAAUCUCAAUGAUCGUACGCUACUCGGAUCACGUCGAGAUCUUUCGAAAUCGUGCUACUGAUAUCCUGGAAAAAUCAAGGAAUCACUCAGUCUUAAGAGAAGUUACAUCCUAUUUAACAAUAGCAAUGCAGCGUACUAGUUGGGAUUACAGUGAUGUGUCGUCCUUAGUAACUGUUAUCCGUAAGCAUUCGAAUAGAGCCCCUUCAUUGCCUGGGGAACUGGUCACUGCUUGUAGAAUACUCGUCUAUUUGAUCUUCCCAUCAAAAAACGACUCUGACCCAAUGGAACCUUAUAUCGAGCUGAAGCACUGUAAUGCUUUGACACAAUUAUUUGCUGCUGGAGGCCUUCCUGCUCUCCUUACAGUUAUGACAAAUGUUGCUGAAUUUUACGAACAACCUUACUUACAUCGAGCUGCUUUGACUGGUAGAAGAGGUUUGGCUUUGGUGGCUCUGCUCCUACCCUGUGUUAAACUAAUAGGUGCUAUGUUGGAUCGGCUAGUUAAAUGUAUGGCUACAGAUUUCAAAGAUUUGACAGCAGUAGUCCCUCUGCUUGGUGUCUAUUCUUUAGUUGAAGCCAUGCCAAACACACGAUUCGUUCGUAAUCUUUCGAAUGAAAUUGUUGAAACACUAUUAGUGUUUACAAGAGCGGUUGACGCAGAUGGCUCAGGAAAUGUUGCUAAAUCUUUAUGGACACAAAUGUUGGGGGAAGUAUUGAAAAUGGUUGCCUUGAGUCCAUGCAAUUUCGUGCCUGGUCUAAAACUUUUGGAACGAUUGCUUCCUCCAAUUUUGAGUUUUAAAGAAAUUCCUCCUGAAGAUAUUCCACGUAUGUUGGGACAAAGAAAACUUUGGUCUGCACAUUUACAAGCCCAAGCCGCUAACUUGACCGAAACGUUACGUUUGCUUUGCAACAGCUGGAAUAUUGAUUUGUUGACAUUAUUGUCUAGCGUUUGUAAGCAGCUGAGCGACCUCGCUGCACCAACUGCUCUAUUGGUUGGAAGGUGCUUGCUAGAUAGCGUACUAGCUGCAACACCGUUAGAAAAAAAUAUACCAGUAUUAGUGUUGCUGGGAGAUCUCCUAAGACAUGCUCCAUUAAAAGCAACGUUGCUGACUUUGACUAGCCCUGCGGCAAGAGCACAAGUUAAAUCUGAUCAACGUUACCCACCUGUAAUUGAACUAUUAUGCUCCACUCUCAAAACUACUUCAGACAAUUUCUUGCAACGCGAAAUCUUGGAUAUUCUUGUAACUCUGUGUGAUUCAACUUUGAGCCUGAUAGACUUGGAUGCAAGUGAAACGUUUGAAAAGCGAUUGACCCAUUCGGUGCCUAGCAAAGAACCACUACUUGCCAUUAUUACAACACUUAUUGAAAUUUUAGCAAAUGCACCUAAAUAUCAACUCGAUAUCUUGAAGCAUACUUUGAAUGUGCUAAUAUCUUUAACAGCACACAAUUAUGGACUAUAUCAUGUCAAAAGCUGUCUAGAAAGUCAUCCUGCAGCAUUAUUUGAGUUGUUGGAACAUGUGUCAAAUUUGGAUGAUGGCGACGAGAAUAAAAAAUGUGUCUCAGGAGUAACCGUCACAUUUUUGGAGUCACUAAUUUCCUGCAAAUCGCCAACUAGAACUUUAUUUUUGCAUAUACAACAGCUAGCAUCUCUAAUUUCGUGGAGUAAAAUUAAUCAUCCGUUAGAAAAAUAUGAAGACACAAAAGACUUAGUGGAGGCUCUGAAGAACGUUGAGCAAAAAGAAGAGAAGGAAUCAAUACCUGAAAUGUUGGAACCUCUACUUCCAACUCCCGAAGCAUUGCUAAAUCAAUUUUCACAGAGAUCUUUUGGCCUCAUCACCCGCCCAAUAAAACGAUCAGAAAAGUUAAUGUUUGGGCCAAAUCACCAGCCGUUGCAUGAAAUUGCAGUUGACCUUUUAACUUUGGCCACUGAGCUGUUACCAGCUGAUUUUAACUUACUAUCUGAAACACAACGCUUGUGUACCAAGGCACCACCUGAUGAUACGAAUCAAUCUGUACAACCAAAAGCUCAAAUAGACAGUCAAGAUAAUCGAGAUCCGCAAAAAUCCAGUACUUCCACUGCUAAAACAAAGCAGCCAUUUGUAACACCAAUGCGAGGAAGAGCUCAAUUUGCGAAUUCUAUGAGGGGAGGGCCUGCAGCUGGUGGGGUUGGACGUGGUGCAGAUCCGUUCCGGUCAAGACCACCUAAUACUUCAAGACCACCUUCUCUUCACGUAGAUGAUUUUGUUGCCUUAGAGACUUGUGGAGCGCAGCCCACAGGACCUACAGGCUACAACAAAAUUAGCAUUCGUGGUCCAUGUCCUUCUAGAGGUGUUAUGGUUGGGUCGGGAGGCAGAGGAAGAUCUUGGUUACCUGAAACUCGGCCACCAUACCUUCGCUAAUCAUUUUUAGACUUGCUAUAGCUAUGGUUGUACUAAAGAUAUCGCAGAAAUACGGCAAUCUAUUUUUCUAUGGCAUAAUGAAUGCUUUGACCGUCAUAUCGCCGAAAGAAUUAUGUAGUCUUGUGGGUCGCCGACUUCAAAUAUUUCGCUCAUAUAAUCUAAAUACAGUUUUUAGGUAAUUGUCACUU